CAGCAGACAGAAGAGCAGCAUGAGGCCUGAGAACCAGAGCAGCGUGUCCCAGUUCCUCCUCCUGGGGCUCCCCAUCCCACCAGGGCAGCAGGGCGUGUUCUUCACCCUGUUCCUGGGCAUGUACCUGACCACGGUGCUGGGCAACCUGCUCAUCAUCCUGCUCAUCAGGCUGGACUCCCGCCUGCACACGCCCAUGUACUUCUUCCUCAGCCACCUGGCCUUCUCUGACAUUUCUCUCUCAUCUGUCACUGUCCCUAAGAUGCUCAUGAACAUGCAGACUCAGCAACAAUCCAUCUCCUAUGUAGGAUGCAUUUCUCAAUUGUAUUUUUUCAUGCUUUUUGGUGAUCUUGACAAUUUUCUUCUGGCUGUGAUGGCAUAUGACAGGUAUGUGGCCAUCUGUCACCCUCUGCACUACAUCACCAUCAUGAGGGAGGGCCUGUGUCUGCUGCUGGUGGCUGGCUCCUGGAUUCUCUCCUGUGGCAUUGCCCUUUUCCACACUUUCCUCAUGGUCAGAUUAUCUUUCUGUGCUGACAAUACCAUCAUUCACUACUUCUGUGACCUUGCUGCACUCCUGAAGCUGAGCUGUUCGGAUACCUCCCUCAAUGAGCUGGCCAUAUUCACCGAGGGAGGGAUGAUUUUAUUUUUGUGUUUUGGUGUAAUUUUGGGCUCCUAUAUUCGUAUAGGGACCAUCAUCCUGAGGGUCCCCUCCACUAAGAGACUCUCUAAAGCCUUGUCUACCUGUGGCUCCCAUCUCUCUGGGGUGUUGUUAUACUAUGGGACAGUUGCAGGUAUUUACUUUUUCUCCUCAUCAUGGGGUUCCAAGGACAUAAUUGCUUCGGUCAUGUAUAUGGUAGUUACCCCCAUGCUGAACCCCUUCAUCUACAGCCUGAGAAACAGAGAUAUAAAACAGGCCUUAGACAUGUGUGUCAAGAUUAAGUUCUUUAAAUGGUAA
Pipistrellus kuhlii (Kuhl's pipistrelle) is the source of this 952-nucleotide messenger RNA. RefSeq names its product olfactory receptor 1J4-like. The coding region runs from base 20 to 952 and encodes 310 amino acids. The transcript has a single exon. Gene Ontology annotation, molecular function: G protein-coupled receptor activity; olfactory receptor activity. The record is from RefSeq and is a predicted model, not a curated record. Gene Ontology annotation, cellular component: membrane. Gene Ontology annotation, biological process: G protein-coupled receptor signaling pathway. NCBI's taxonomy places the organism in Eukaryota, Metazoa, Chordata, Mammalia, Chiroptera, Vespertilionidae.